Molecule: messenger RNA, 4203 nt
Organism: Atta colombica
Lineage: Eukaryota; Metazoa; Arthropoda; Insecta; Hymenoptera; Formicidae
Gene: sha
Exons: 9
Coding region: 1-4203 (1400 amino acids)
Biological process (GO): imaginal disc-derived wing hair organization
Cellular component (GO): cell cortex
Source: RefSeq, a predicted model, not a curated record
AUGCGUUCUCUAGCCCUCGUUCUCACGAGCUUCAACCUCUUGCAAGUCGUCGUUCGCUGUCAAGAAUUAUCGGUCAUCCGGCACUCCGAUGGAGAUAUUUUUACCAUCGAAGGUUCUUGCACGGAGGCUUGCACAGUGCUUAGCAGCGGUACCGCCAGUCCUUUUUCACGGGGUUCCUCGAGUUUAAGUCUGCUUGUGCCAAACAGUUCCUGCACGUGCCAGUGCAACUUCGAUUUGCCUAUCUUUCGAGAGGAUCUUCACAUAUGCGUCAAUGACAUUCACGAAUGCAAUGUUGCUGGCUUUGUCAACAACAAUGGCAACGUGGAGAGAGUACCGUAUGUUUUUUUACCACAACGGGGCCAGAUAAUAUAUCCUCACGCGGAGAUUCGCUUCGAAGGUGUGACCACUCCUGUAUGCGGGAUUGCCGGUGCCAAGCAAUUGGGAAGAACGGGAUGGUCCGAGCUGAGGAAUCUCUCCGAUGCCGAGCCGCCCUUCAGAUUGUUCCGAGACGAAGGCAGGACGUUCCUCCAGUGGAUUGGCGAAGCUGGAUUAAGAGAUGCAGCAGAAGGACGAGUUGUGACAGCCAAGCUUGUCUGCAGAGACGCGUCACCGAAGUCAACAUUCUCUGGGGUUUUCACACCUUGCGUAGCCUUUAGAGUGGCCGGUUCACCGUCAAAAAACAGCAUACGAGAAGUAAUGUUCUCGUCGACGACCCAGGUGUCGCAUGGAUUAUCAGCUACGGAAUACACCGCCAUCGGUCUUUCCUCUGUCAUCUUGGCUCUCAUAUACAUAGCCAGCGUAUCGUUAUAUUUACACAGCAGAAGGGCAAAGACAAAAUCCAUCGAAGAAGCAGACAUCACUCUUGACGGCGGUCGAGACGGUGGUGGAUUGGUGAAGAGCAAUCCGUUGUUGACAGCCACGAGACAUUUCGAGAGCGACACUAAUAGUGGACUCACCGAGAGUGAUUUAGGCGAAGAUCUUCCCGCGAGCGAUAAUGAGCAAGGUUUCGAAAAUCAAAUAACAUCGGCGAUCAUUCAUCCGCAUUGCGUGUAUCUGGAGCAAUCAGAAGGGCCUUUCCCCGUUGGUUCCAUUCUUGGUGAGAGGUUACCGGAAGAGGAUGUACGGGUCGUGGAGACGGCUGAAAAUCCGCAUCAGCAAGAUGUACCGGUUCUUCCAGGUGCUCAACGGAGAAAAUUGUACUUCAAUCCCGCAUACUUCGAUCGACAGCUAUUGCUGGCCCCACCUCCGGCUGCCAUCGAGUUCCUGCUCAAAAUUCGAGAAGUCAUCUCCAUUGCCAAGCACAAGAUGGCUGCAAAAAGAUUUGUUCCUAUUCUCAAUGGUAUUCCGGAAGAGGAGAACAGUUCCGAACGAUGCGAAUCAGCAAAAUCAAGCAAGCUUCAACAGAGAACGACCCCAAGUUCCGUCCAGGGCGGCUCGGUCACCAAAUCACGCAAGUCCCAACGGUGCACCGGAUGUCCCGGUUGCAGCGAGUCUCCUCAGCUGCUUCCCGCCCUUCCUGUUCCUGAUUCGCCCAGCCAUGGUGAAAGCAAAGUGCGCGCCUGGUUAGAAGACGUGCGACCACCGCAGCGUCGUUGGAGAGACGCCGAAGAUACGCGUAGGAAUUUCCAAGAGAACGCCCGAACGUUUGCUAGAAAUCUAGAGUACCUGAAGGAGUUGGCCAGACGCGAUUUUGGUGAUCCGGACGAUCGUGCGAAUUUAGUCGGUAAAUCGAUGUCAUCAUGGAAAGACAAUCCACCGAUGCUGAGGACCUUCCAGAAUAUCACCGCCAGGAGUGAGAUUCUGGAGAACGACGAUCGCUACAGCGUAUCCAGACGAUCGACCAGGUCCAUGUUCGAGAGAUCCGAGUACGAUCGUUGCGGCCGUGGCAAGCGGGCAAAUAAUAGACCGUUCCAUUACACUGCCGGUAAUGAUGCAAUAAAUGCGAAAGUCCGCAAGGCUAUUGAGAAUUCAUUUAUCAAGCAGAUGGAGGAGAGCGCGGUCAUAGAGAGCGAGUCGAAAGAGAGCGUGAAAGACGAUAGGAACAGCAAGAGCGAGGACGAGUCGGCAAAAACGGAGAGAUCAUCCAGCAAUACGGACAAAUCGGAGGAAUCACGAUCUCAGCAAUCGCAGAGCAACCCCGCGCCGAAACGAUCGAGAAAGUCGAAGGCGCCAUGCGUGCCAUCAUUGAAGAAGAAAGAACUCCCAGAUAUGAUUAACGAGUUACCCGGUGCAAAGAACACUGCAAAACGUAUUAUGGACGCUGUGAUACGCGAGAUGGUAGACGUGAAGGCGUUGGAUCAUCAUCACACCAGAUCUUCUAAUCAUACCACGAUGAUCAGCGAUUACGAGGUGGACAGUCUGGAACGUUCUAAGUGUAAUCGGAAAUCAUCGACGUCGCCGGAUCAGUCAUCGACGGAUAACCAAUCGAGUCCGGCCUUAUCCACGGCUUUGCCAAUGGACGAGGAGUUAACGAUGCAAAAUGCCGUGAUCAACACGCGUACCGGCGAAAUGACGAUGUCGAAGCUCAGCAAUCAGGUUCUCGAGAGAAAUUGUUACAAUAGUCUGCCAGAGCUGAUCAGCAGCCAGCGGUUAGAGACGUACUCGUUGGUGAGUGAAGUCUACGUGAACGAUGAUUAUGCCAGCCCAACCUGCAGUGACGACAGUGGUCCGGAAAUCCAAUACGAGCCGGAGAAUCCGGGUCAUCUGACCAUCAAGGUCCAGGACUCUCCAGAAAACUACGUGAAGCUUGACGAGUCUGAAUACGAGCCAGACACGUUGGAUCGAAAGCCGAUGAAGCUGCGGAUCAACGACGACAUGCAGUACAACCGAGGGGAAAUUGCCAACGAGAUUUAUGUGGAUUCGUUGGAGCGACCGCCUCAGAUCCUUCUCAAGAGCAGGGGUAGUUUCCGUGACGAGAAUUCCACGCUACAACGCAGCCCCAACAGUUUACGGGAGAUCUACGAGGCGAGGAUAAAGUCGGGUAUGAAGGACCCGCAAUUGACGAAUGGUUAUGAUCCUGAAUUGCAAAUUAAUGGCGAGCCCGAUGACGCUGCCACAUGGAAAAAGUGCAAGUACCUGACGCCAGACAGCAGACAAGCAAAGAGACAACGGCAACCACACAAUCAGCCGGACGUGGUGCCAUUGCCACCCACGGAAGAGGAGAUCUACCAGCGACCGAAGCCACCGCGACGUGUCGAAAACGCGAGACUUCCGCCAUUAUCUCCAUCAAAAAACGCCUGGGACGGGAGUCCUGUCGGAGCGGGUGACCCUACAACCAGUAACGGCGCUCCUGUCCCGAAAGUUGACGGAUACCAUGUAGGGAACGAAACCUGCCUCUGCUCAUCGCAGACUCAAGUCGACGUCGUGAAGUAUGAGGUUCACAAUAAGAAACAUCGCGAAGACAACGUUCUCUUAACAGGAACAACGUUCUUCAGUGAGAGAACAGGCGAAUGUACCGUGACGAAUGGUUGCAGGGACUGCCCGUGCGAGACGCGCAUCGAAAUCGAAGUUCCUGAAAACAGGUAUAGGUUCUAUGAACAUAUCGAUUCCAACAAGGAAGAAGUCUCUGUGCGAGAAACAAAGGUAGUGAGAGAGAAACGAUCGAUCACUGGCUCCUCUCAUCACAGAAGUUCCGGAAGAAAUUCAAGAACACGAUCGUGGAGCGUUGAGCGUCGUCGGGAAGAUAAGGAUAAACUUCUCAACAACAGCAGGGCGCAGAACGGCUCCAAAACAAGACAAUUGAUGAAAGGUCUCUCGAAGAGCUGUGAUUCCAACUCAAACAUGCUGCCGUUGAUGGACAAUCGACGUGGUCAUACGAAGGUUGAGGACAGUGGCUACCUUAGUAGCACAGACAGUAAUGGUUCGCACAAACGAUUGCUGAAGCACGAGGUAAGUAGUGUGUCUGAGGAGACUGACGAGACUGAAUCUAUGUGUGAUGGCGCUAGCGAGAGCGGUGCCGAGAGCGUCGGCACCGACAGCGUGUUUUUCGGCAAUUUUCGCAGACUGUCAGAAAUCUCCAAGAGCGCUGAUUCCGGUGUGGAUCUUGGAGCGAAGAAUUCGUCAUAUUACCAGCCGAUAUUCGAUGCGAAGAGUGAGACCACGGUGGUUUUGGAGAGAGCGAAUUUCAGUAGUGACAGUGAAACCGAGAGUCUUGUUACUAUAUUGCCUCCUUGUAACGGUCAAUGCAACAAAUUGGUAUCGUAA